UUUCCAUGAUCUGAACAUGGCAACCCUUGUAUUCAUAGACCAGGAGAAUGGAGAAGCUGGUGCUACUUCUAAGGAUCGACUAAGAUUGCCUUCAACUUCAGGAAAAGUUCUGUCUGAAAGGUCACAGGUGCAGACUCCCCUUGUUAGAAAAACAAUUAAUGCAACUCCAGUCGCAUCUAAGUCUCUCAGAAAGGCUCUAGGAGAUGUGAACAGGACUCUGCAAUCCACAAAAAAGAAGGAAACUUUAAAAACACAAAAGCAGCUUGUGACUAAGAGUACUACUGAAAAGACCACUGAAGUGGGAAGUUGCAGUGCAGUACCUGAAGAAACCUACCCAGAAAUUGAAAACUUGUUUACCUACAACCCUCUAGACUUUGAGAGUUUUGAAGUUCCUGAAGAACAUAGACUAAGUGACAUGUCCCUGACUGGUGUACCUCUUAUGAUAUUUGAAGAAAAGUCCUCUGACAGACUUGUAAACUUGGUCCCAUCACCUAUGAAGCUGUCUCCAAUUUCAUGGGAGUGUGACUUGCUACAGUCAACUGCCAGCUUCCUUUCUACCCUGGAUGAAAUCAUUGACUUGCCACCUCCGUGCCAGAAAUUCUGAAGUAGAUUCUGCUUCUUUUAUUUAUUGAGCUUUACCAAGCUUGUUCAUGUCUUUUUUUUCUCUCUAGGUUUUUAACCCUCCAACUUUCUAAAUAAAGAAUUGGGUAAAUAAUA
Molecule: messenger RNA, 717 nt
Organism: Alligator sinensis (Chinese alligator)
Lineage: Eukaryota; Metazoa; Chordata; Crocodylia; Alligatoridae
Gene: PTTG1
Product: pituitary tumor-transforming 1
Exons: 5
Coding region: 17-604 (195 amino acids)
Biological process (GO): chromosome organization
Cellular component (GO): cytoplasm; nucleus
Source: RefSeq, a predicted model, not a curated record